Molecule: messenger RNA, 1269 nt
Organism: Biomphalaria glabrata
Lineage: Eukaryota; Metazoa; Mollusca; Gastropoda; Planorbidae
Product: transmembrane reductase CYB561D2-like
Exons: 6
Coding region: 197-817 (206 amino acids)
Molecular function (GO): transmembrane monodehydroascorbate reductase activity
Source: RefSeq, a predicted model, not a curated record
UUUCAAUCGUGACUGAUGCAAAAUUAUUAUUUUGUAAUUUUUUAAGGAAUCACCGUCUCUGCCUUCCACUCAACUCAACUGUAGACAGACUAUAUAUAACUUGAACUUUAGAUCUAGAAUCUAGUCUUCAGUUAGCCUACCCGGUCUUUCAUUGGAUGACACCUGUCAAAGCUUGGCGCUAAGCAUUAUAACAAGAAUGGUGUCCCAUUUAUCAGCCAUUGUAUUUCCAGCCAUAAUUAUUUACAGUGUUGUUCCAGGCUCAAGUCUAUUUUCAUGGCAUCCCACCUUAAUGUCUAUAGCGUUUUCACUGCUGACACUGGAAGGAAUUAUAAUAUUUUCCCAAAAUUCAUCCCUCUUUCCAAACAUGAGCAGAGCUUCCAAAGCAUCCAUUCAUUAUUUGGUUAUGGGCAGUGCUGUUACCUGCGCUCUUGUUGGUUUUUAUGUGAUCUACCUUAACAAAGAAAAUGCUGGAAAGUCUCAUUUAACAUCUUGGCAUGGGCUUCUAGGGGCCAUAACUGUUGGUUAUGCUUGUUUACAGUCAACUGGUGGAUCACUUGCUAAAUAUUACAAUUAUACAAAGCGUUUUUUAAAUGUGAAGCUGGCAGACUUGAAGUUGUAUCAUGCCACAUCAGCUGUCCUGCUUUACAUUUUGAUCAGUGUUACAAUGCUCCUAUCCCUACAGACAUCCUGGGCACUAAAUAGUAUACCCAAUCUUCUCUGGUACGCAUGCUUUGCCUGUAUCUGUACUUCUACUCUAGUGGUGCUGCUGCACAUUACUUCUACAUAUCUGCCAAGUAAACAGCAAGCAAAGCCUUGAAGAUGUCAUAUUAAAUUAAAAGUAAACAGUUUUAAAAAUUGUAUGAGGAGAAAGCAUUUAAUAAAGUUUUGUUUUUUGUUGUUGUUUUUUUUUGCUUAAUUUUUGUCUCACUUGUUAUGAACUUUGUUUAAAUACUCUAGUGUUGACAUAGUGUAAAAUGUUUAUUUUAUUAUGUACAUUCAUUUUUUUUUAAUGCAAUGUAUGAUGUCCAGAUUUUAUGUAACUGUACUUCUAUGUAAUUAAACACAGUGUGAUGACAUAUGACUUAUAGAAUUAUUUUUUUAAACAAAGUCUUGCAAAUGAAAACUUACAAGAAUCGAACAUUUUCAAAAUUGAAAGCAGUUUAUUUCUAUAAAUACAUAUUAAUUGUUUUGUUCUAUUCUAUUUAUUAUACAUAUAAUGCAUAUUGGUAUCAUUACUAUGAACAAAUUCAUUAAAUUAUAAACAUUUUA